Molecule: messenger RNA, 2500 nt
Organism: Pomacea canaliculata
Lineage: Eukaryota; Metazoa; Mollusca; Gastropoda; Architaenioglossa; Ampullariidae
Exons: 2
Coding region: 450-1877 (475 amino acids)
Molecular function (GO): nucleic acid binding; zinc ion binding
Source: RefSeq, a predicted model, not a curated record
AAACAUUUUUUUUGGAUGCAAUCCUGUUUUGUGAUUGAUGACAUGAUAUAUGAAGCAGCUUGUAUGAAAUGCUCUGUUUUCCAUUGAUGACAUGCUAUAAAGAAUUACUCUGUUUUCCUUUGAUGACAUGCGAUAAGGUACUAUUCUGUUAUCAUUGAUGACAUGCUGUGUAGUGUGCAAGCCGAAAGGUUUUGUAACGGAUUGUGACACACUUUAAGUGAGGUUGUGGAAACCCUUAUUGAUACAGGUAUUGAUUCUGGUGAUGGUAGUUACCAGGUUGACGUGCAUUUUGUAUUAUUGAUAUAUCGGUUGAUGUGUAAGAGUGUAUAGAUAGGUGUUGGUGUUGAUAGGAAUUCCCAAGGUUUUGUUUUUUUUUGUGUUGUAGUUUGACUCUAUUUAGUGGGAUAUAGGGAAUUUGUCAGUGCCGAUUGUUACUAGUUGCAUUUGAUAUGGAGUUACCGGACGUACCCAGUCUCAUAGCCCAGGGUCAGAAACUGGGCUACACUGAUAGUACCCUGCAACAAUACGUCCUACAGUGUCUUGAGAGAUACGACGAAGAAGCAGAUAGAGAAGAGGCAGAAUGGUUAGCCAAGAGAGAAGAAAGGAAUAGGUUAGCGAAAAAAAAGGAAGCAGAAAGAUUAUCAAGUGAGAGAACAGUAGACAGAUUAGAAAGAGAAGCUGAAGCCGAACAAGGUGACGGUUCGGAAUUCGCCGCUGUGAGCCAGGGUGCAGGAGAGAGCACGCGGUGUCACGAUUGUUCCUCAAGAGAUCGCUAUACACCAGAGAAGAGGUCUUCAACCUUCAAUAGUAAGAUCAAGUGUUACGCAUGCAAGGGACUCGGACACAUUGCCAGAGUGUGUGUCAACACACUAGGGUCUUCUCAGAGGCAAUGCUACAAUUGUAAACGAUAUGGUCACAUUGCCCGGAACUGUCUCUAUCAGAGAGCUCAACACCUAGGACCCAAUAAAGUUAUACUGAGAAGGAAGAACCAGAAAGAUGCCCCAUCUUCUGGCAAUCGGCAUCGAUGGACAUCACAGCGCCAAUGUUACACCUGUGAAGCAUAUGGACACAUAGCCAGGUAUUGUCAAUACCAUAGAGCUCGAUACAUAAACAGCAAUGAAGCUACCCUGAGAAAGGAGAACCCGUCUCCGGCAAGUGUCACUCCUAUGUUUACAGCCUCAAACAGAAGAGAAAGAGCACAAGAACACAGAUACCAAGUAAAUGUUAGCAGGGAAACUACUCCUCAUUAUCUAGAGUCUGAGAGAACCAAUGCUCAACGUGUGUCACAAACGCAACAGCCGUCAAUACAGAGAGAAUCAACUCUUCAGGAGGUUCAUGAAGAACUGAACCACAAAAUCAACGACCUGAGUGACGAAAUCAAAGCGGUACAACAAAGUUUACAGAACUUUAAAGAAAAUACAAAACAUAGUGAACACAGAUUGCAGAGAGAAAUUAGUGACCGGGACAAAGAAAUUAUUCGGCUUAAGGCUGAGACUAACAAAGUGGUGGAACGAUUGACAAAACUGAUAAGAGAAUUUAAACGAAUCUACGAUGACGAGAGAAAAACUAAAGAGGUGUAUCUGAACAUGAGACAUCAGAUGUCGAGUGAGAUAGAGGAAACGACGACAGACAUUGGCACCUUGACCAAAGAGUUUGAGGUUCAUCAGACCUUCAAAGAACUCAAGACAGCUCUGGGAAAAGUCACAAAAAAACGAGCAUUUUCAGAGGACUAUUAUGGGACAACUUUCAAAGAAUUAGGAUAUCUGCUGUUAAGUUUCGAUCCAGAGGGCAAAAAUAAGAAGAAAAUUGUGAGAGCUCUCAAGAAAAAAACAACUGGCAAGCUGAUCUGUCAAGCUAAUCUUUACAUGACUCUGUAAGGAUAGAAUACCACUUCCAAGGGGAAUCUAUUAAGGGUACUUGUAGUAAGUUAGCGGACGUCUUGUCGCGCGUGGAGGCGGAUCAAGAGAUCCCUUGGGACUGUGGUGAGACAUCUUAGUACUGAAAAAUGUGAACAUUUUUUUUGUAAGGGGGGAGGAAUGUCAGGGACGUGUGUUGUGUACAUGUAUUGUGUCAGGGACGAGAGUUGUUUCCCUUGGUCACGUGGAUAGCGAGUGAGUCUGAGAGAAGUGACCGGCCAGUGUUAAAAUGAAAUUCUCGUGCAAACCAGACAAAAGUAGUGAGCAAAAGUUCACCCCAAGCUUGGGCUUGGAGAACAGUGUAUGAGCAUUCCCAACGAAACCGCCAAGUCGGAUGGUCCUGCUGUACGUGUGGUUACAGGGACCGGGAAUGAGAGGUUUAAGUUCCUUGCCUAGUCAAGGUAACAGAUUAAUUGUUGCAGAAGUUGUGAAUUUUGAUUGAGGAUGUAAAGAGAUGUGUUUCUAAAUGAUUUAUAUAAAUGAUUUAAUUUUCUAGAGUAAAUAUAUUUUUUCACUUGAAGUUUUGGCACAAUAUGUAGUAGGAUAUAAAUUCAGUACAUUAAUUAACCACCGAGUUACAGGAA